AACAUAGAGGUGGUAGUCGUUGUGUACAGUGGGAGAGAGCGUUUCCCGCUCGCGUCUUCUUUUCAGCUGCUCCGAUCGCAAAGACAUAUAUUAUCGUCUUCUGCGUUUGUUAUUUCGUGACAUCGCCGGGAAGCAUUGUCAAGUCCUCUGCGACAGACGGAUGUGAUUUUUCAAGAAAGGUGAAUUCUCUCUGAAAUUCCUCUUAAGAAAAAGUCAUCUACCGCGACAGUUCCACCAAAGUUAAGCCGUGCGGAUCGGAUGGGCAGCCUUAACCACUGACGACCAUCGGUCACUCACUCUUGGACAGUCUCCAGUCGAUCUGCUGACCACAGAGCCGGAAUCAACUCAUUUCCCCCCCUACUCCCCAGCUAAUGAAGGAAGAAGGUCGUAGGGCGGUCAUCUGUCAUGCUCUCUGGUGAACGCCCUUUUGUGGAUGUAUGCGGUGGCAAUUCCCACAUCUCGGCGGGAAAAUUUUUAGAGAAUUAUUCGGACAAGACUGGAAUCUUUAGGAAUCAACACUGCAUUGAUGUCAUAAACACUGCAAACAUGACACUGCUUCCUUUUUCAAACGACGAGAUGUUUGCCGAUACUUACUGGCUUCAAAAGUAGAACCAGAAAAAAGAAAACUCUUUCUCAGUGGACUUUGAGACAGAACAGGAAUCCUACCGCGCAUAUCGACUGCGCAACUCACGGCGUCCCGUUCAAAAACGGAAGAGCUCCGCUUUCAGUUCCCUCAGAAGGAUUAUACGCAGACGAUAUCUUGUCGACGCUCGCCGCCGCCAGACGAAGACCGGCACACCAAAUCACUUUCAGUUUUCAACUUUUUUUGUUGUUUCUGCUCUGAAGAUUAGUUAGACUCGUUUCCGGCAGUGAAAUAAUUUUAUUUCUUCUCAAAGAUUUGACAGCAAGUGAGAUGUUGUUUUAUAAAAUAAAAAUUGUUUUAUUGCCAAGAGAUUAAAAUUUGCAAACUUUUGGACCUGAAGAAAUGUGUGUGUUUUGAAAUAUUUACUACUCAUUUUUGGAUGGCGAGAAUACAUUUUCUCCCCUCAUUGCUGAAGUGGUGUUAGAAACACUUGUAUCUUCGUUUCCAGACGAUAAUAAUUGGAAUUUUUUUGUGCUCAUUUCAUCGGCCACCUGAAGUUGCUCAGAUUUGUACAGUUAUUCUUCGUAGUGGUACUUAUCUCAGUGCAAUUGCCGUUGCAUAAUUAAUUCAUCAUGGUUUAUUCGAACUCCGCAAAUUGUGAACUUCGAACACCUGUCACUGCCGUCGUUGUGCUGUGCGUCGUCAUUGCAGUCACGGCUAUGAACCCUCUUCACAACAAAAUCAUCAGAAAAGAGCAUGUUCGGGAGUUCAGCUGCGGCCGUCUCUUCUACAGGACAUUCUACCUGGACAUUAGACGAGACGUCCUCUACGUCGGGGCUAUGGACAAGGUUUUCCGACUGAACUUGGCGAACAUCAAUAGAACUAGAUGUGAGGGCGAUGCCAUAACGAUAGAACCGUCGAAUGUGCCUAAUUGUGUCUCCAAAGGAAAAUCAGAGCACUAUGAUUGUCGCAACCACAUCCGUGUGAUUCAGCCAAUCGGCGAUGGGAAUCGACUCUACGUCUGCGGAACAAACGCCCACAACCCCAUGGAUUACGUCAUUCACGCGAACUUGACUCGUUUGGCGAAGCAUGAGUACUUUCCAGGUAUCGGGGAUGGCAUCGCGAAAUGCCCUUUCGACCCUGAGGACAACGCCACGGCGGUUUGGGUAGAACAUGGCAACCCGUCCGGUCUAGCUGGUCUCUACAGCGGCACGGUGGCUGAAUUCACGAAGGCGGAUACGGUCAUCUUCAGGACCAACCUCUACAACAUCACCACAAGGAUGGAGAUGCAUCCUUUCAAAAGGACCAUCAAAUAUGACUCGAAGUGGUUGGACAAGCCGAACUUUGUGGGUUCCUACGACAUCGGCGAGCACGUGUACUUCUUCUUCCGGGAGAGCGCCGUCGAAUACAUCAACUGCGGCAAGAGCAUCUACUCCAGGGUGGCCCGAGUCUGCAAGAAAGACACCGGCGGAAAAAACAUCCUGAGCAAAAACUGGGCCUCCUUCCUGAAAGCGCGCCUCAACUGUUCCAUUCCCGGAGAAUUUCCAUUUUACUUCAACGAAAUCCAGGAUAUUUAUAAACACCCGGAAGACGAUCAGAAGUUCUACGCUGUAUUCACUACUUCCAUGAACGGCCUUAUGGGUUCUGCGGUGUGCACCUUCAGCCUGGAAUCCAUCCAAGAGGUGUUCAACGGCAAGUUCAAGGAACAGGUCACUUCCUCCUCGGCCUGGCUGCCCGUGCUGAGCAGCAAGGUACCGGAACCCAGGCCCGGACUCUGCGUCAACGAUACUCAGACGUUACCAGACUCCGUGCUUAACUUCAUCCGUGGACACCCGCUCAUGGACUCGGCCGUGGCGCACGAUAACGGAAAGCCGGUCUUCUACAAGAGGGACAUCCAGCUCUCGAGGUUGGUUGUCGACAGGCUGGAGGUGGACGGACUGCCUUUCACCGUUUACUACGUGGCCACCAACGACGGCAUCAUCUACAAGUUGGUGGAGUGGUACAACAGGGACGGUGAAGAGCAUUCCAACCUCGUCGACAUCUUCGAAGCGACGACGCCCGAGCCCAUCAGGUCCAUGGAGAUAUCCAGCAAGCACAAAUCGCUGUACAUCUCUUCCGACUCUUUCAUCCGGCAGUUUGACGUGGUGAUGUGCAAAGGCCGCUACGACAGCUGCCUGCGCUGCAUCCAGGAUCCCUAUUGCGGCUGGGAUAAGGAUCACAACGAGUGCAAGCCUUACGUCACUGGCCUUCUUCAAGAUGUCACGAAUGCAACUCCUGGUAUUUGCGACAGCAGUGUUAAGAAUAAGCCUCUUCACGUGUACUGGGGCCAGAGUGUCCACCUGGCAUGUCCCGUGCAUCUGCCUCAAGCAGAAACGGCUGUCAUUGGAUCCAGCCGCUGGUUUCGGUACAGUCGCGAGAAGGGGAAGUACGAGGUCCAACAACGGAGGGAUAAGUAUAUCUACACACAGGACCAAGGUCUGGUCAUCUUGUCUGUCACGGAAAGGGAUAGCGGCCGGUAUGACUGUAAACUCGGUCCUAACACGCUUUGCUCCUACAAUAUCACUGUUGACACCAAGACAUGCAGCGCCCCCACAGACGUAGAGUACAGGAAAGUCUAUUCCGAUUGGUGCCAUGAAUUCGAAAAGUACAAGAUGGCCAUGAAAACAUGGCAGAACAAGCAGCAGAAAUGCCAGCUGACCCAUCCGAACGACGUGGCCUACCAGGGAAGUCCGCCCCUGUAAACUCUCGAUUCGGAGGGAUGCCCGAAUUAUUUGUGACCUUCACUUUUUCUACUGCUCAAGGCGACUGCGAGCAAAGAGAAAAAGGCCGCUCACCCUCUCUGUACAUAGAACACACACUCGGCUCAUCGGAAGACAAACUCAUCUGUGAUGGUGCAGAAGCGACUGAUGCCAAAGACGUUCCUCGCUCUCUCUGCCGAAAAUGCUCAAUUCAAAAACAUAAGGACGGAAUCAAUUUGUUUGUAGCUAUUUGUUUUCUCUCUGUGGCGAUCAUCUGUGUGCAAUGAACACUUGGGGACUCGUCUCGUCUGACUCUUUCGUGAUCCCUUUUUUGUACGUUGUGAUAAUUUUGUUUUUCGAGAAUUCGCUUCAAGAACUUAAGCAGGGCAUCGGGUGGCCCUGCUUUGAAGGCGGAGUUUUUUAUUUGAAUUAUUUUAGAAGACCAGCAAAGUCCGUUGAAUAUCUAUUAUAUGUCCACGAGUUGACGUCAAUUGAUAUUGUUUUCCAACUAAGUGUCAAGUUUGCUUUGGAUGCCUUUUACAAAGACAUCAUACGUACAUAGAUUCCUUUAUUAUCUAGGCAUUAUAGGACAAUUCGAAGGCUUUGCAAUGUCCGAUGAUUGUUUAAAAGGUAUCCAAAUGGCUAGUUGUUCAUAAAGUGAUUUGUUUUCGAGACUAUCCAUUCUGAGACACACGAUAUCGGUUCAUGUCUAGUGUAUUUUCUGAUGUCUUUGUUGAAUAGACUGGCUGUGCCGAAGUGCGAUUCGUUUAAAAAUUUAAAAGUAUACAAAAAUGCUUCGUUUUCAAAGUAACUUUAUUUGCAUUGCCAAUAACAAUCAAACUUUGGUCGCGGGUCAGCAUGGGACAGACCCCAAAAUAUUCAAGUGAAUUAUAAAAACUGUGCGGCAUAAUAUUUGUGCUGUAUUAAAAUAUGUGCCGGCUUUUUAUUGAAUCAAUUUUCAAAGCAAGCCUGUCAGAUGCGGAAAGAAGCGACCUGAUACGUAUGCCCUGGCCAGUAUUUUCCCUGGUUCAAGAGGAAUGUGCGAUUUGGAAUCGCAUUUCCGCCGCUCUUUGAGCAAAGCUCAAGACUAGCGUCAGCAAAAAUUAUCUGCCGUUAUUUUUGCCACAUGCAGCGGAUGUUUUCCGAUGGCUUCUGAAGUUUUCAUUAAACGGCUCAAACCUCGAUUCUCCUCCUUCUAAUAGUAGAUUUUGCUGUGAUUCGUUUGAAUUUCCAUUUUUAGUGACAAAACUAUGCAAAGGAAAUCCACACUGGUCGUUCUCUCUGUGUGUACUAUAUAAUUUGUAAGUCAACGCGUUUUUCAUUUCCUGAAAGAAAAAUUGGAAAUAGAAAUAAAAAAAAAGCUCUAGAAAUACCUUUGAUUUGCUCAUUCACCA
Messenger RNA from Argiope bruennichi, 4715 nucleotides. RefSeq names its product semaphorin-2A-like. The record is from RefSeq and is a predicted model, not a curated record. Lineage: Eukaryota; Metazoa; Arthropoda; Arachnida; Araneae; Araneidae. The transcript is spliced from 21 exons. Gene Ontology annotation, molecular function: chemorepellent activity; semaphorin receptor binding. Bases 1216 to 3324 code for a protein of 702 amino acids. Gene Ontology annotation, biological process: neural crest cell migration; semaphorin-plexin signaling pathway; positive regulation of cell migration.